GGGAAGGGAGGGAAGGGAAUCGAUCAGGUUAACGUGUCGUCGUGUGACGUUUGAGUCUACAUUCUUUGGAAAGCUUUAACAUUCAUUACUUUUUGUGUUUCAUAUUUGAUUCUAACGUUGUUAUGUGUUUUGAGUCUUCUGGAUCUGCGGGAUAAACUUUGGUGGUGAGAUGUCUAUAAUCAGUUCUGCGAAGAGGAGCAGCCUCUCCAAUGGCAGUAGUCGUGAGAAGUCUCGGCGUUCUGUAAGGUUCCACCUCAACUACAACCUCCAGUCGGUGCUGGCCGACUUCGAGAGUCAGAAGGAGCAGCUACGUUACAAGGAAUUGGUGUGUAAUAUCAGAGACGCGGGCCUGGAAAUUCGGGAUGACGAUCUUCUUCAAAUCCUCACUGAAGCCAGGGGUUGUAUCAACAUCUUGGAACAGUCUCACUACCUUCUUGUCCAGGUCUUACUGAUGGUGAAGUGGGCACAUCGCAGUGCAGAGAUAGCGAAAGCCUAUCACGAGUUUGUGCUGGACCUGUGUUCGGCUCACAACUAUCACACCAAGUUUGUAAAAACUAGCAGGGAGAUUUGUGAAUAUACUAUUCUAAUGUUAUUGUAUUUCAGAUGGAAGUGGGCACAUCGCAGUGCAGAGAUAGCGAAAGCCUAUCACGAGUUUGUGCUGGACCUGUGUUCGGCUCACAACUAUCACACCAAGUUUGCCAUAGAACAGCUUGUGUCCAACUUCAAGCCUGUGGGAGAACACAAAGAAUGGGAGAAAGGGCAACCCUGCGAAGAGGAAGAGGUCUGCUACCAGAGGGUACAUGCAGUUAUCAAAGGCCUUCUACAAGUAAUACCAAUGAGUAUAGAAAUGCUUGUAUUCAGUGUCACGUCAAACUUUCCGUACACACGCAGCAAGAACAGCUCGGACAAUGUGGCUUACAUCAGCAACGUGCUCAGGAUACUGGACUACAAACCUGAACUCAGGCUGAAUUUGCUCACUCUAAUCAGCAUAAUGGUGAUGAUGUGUUGCAUGUUGUUACAGGAGUAUAGAAAUGCUUGUAUUCAGUGUCACGUCAAACUUUCCGUACACACGCAGCAAGAACAGCUCGGACAAUGUGGCUUACAUCAGCAACGUGCUCAGGAUACUGGACUACAAACCUGGAGUAUAGAAAUGCUUGUAUUCAGUGUCACGUCAAACUUUCCGUACACACGCAGCAAGAACAGCUCGGACAAUGUGGCUUACAUCAGCAACGUGCUCAGGAUACUGGACUACAAACCUGAACUCAGGAGUAUAGAAAUGCUUGUAUUCAGUGUCACGUCAAACUUUCCGUACACACGCAGCAAGAACAGCUCGGACAAUGUGGCUUACAUCAGCAACGUGCUCAGGAUACUGGACUACAAACCUGAACUCAGGAGUAUAGAAAUGCUUGUAUUCAGUGUCACGUCAAACUUUCCGUACACUCGCAGCAAGAACAGCUCGGACAAUGUGGCUUACAUCAGCAACGUGCUCAGGAUACUGGACUACAAACCUGAACUCAGGAGUAUAGAAAUGCUUGUAUUCAGUGUCACGUCAAACUUUCCGUACACUCGCAGCAAGAACAGCUCGGACAAUGUGGCUUACAUCAGCAACGUGCUCAGGAUACUGGACUACAAACCUGAACUCAGGAGUAUAGAAAUGCUUGUAUUCAGUGUCACGUCAAACUUUCCGUACACUCGCAGCAAGAACAGCUCGGACAAUGUGGCUUACAUCAGCAACGUGCUCAGGAUACUGGACUACAAACCUGAACUCAGGCUGAAUUUGCUCACUCUAAUCAGCAUAAUGUGUUGUUACAGGAGUAUAGAAAUGCUUGUAUUCAGUGUCACGUCAAACUUUCCGUACACACGCAGCAAGAACAGCUCGGACAAUGUGGCUUACAUCAGCAACGUGCUCAGGAUACUGGACUACAAACCUGAACUCAGGCUGAAUUUUCUCACUUUAAUCUUUAAAAAACUACUGGCGUUGGACGUGAAUGCGCCGCGAUCAGAACUAGAGGUGGAAGAGUCCGAGGACGCCGAGAUGUUUUCCAUGGAGGAACCCGGUCAUCCGGUGGCCAACUCCCUGGACCUCAGUAUGGAAGUGAUGUUCCGGUUCGUCCACUCCCAGUGUCACAACAACGGAGUGCUGUGCUGGCAGCGCACCAAGUCCAUGUACCGGGACAUGAAGGAGGUGUUCGACAAAGUGAUGUUGCCCACGCACGCCUCGCAUCACGUGCAGUUCCUCUACUUCUACAUGUUGAGCUUCAAGAACAACCUGGUGUUCUGGUUCCUGCAGCACUUGUGGAGUAAAGUCAUAGACCCCAACGUGUUUCUCGUCAUACGACAAGCUGCCAUCGGCUACAUCGCCAGCCUCUUGUCCAGGGCCAAGUACAUCCCUCUCAGUGCGGUGAAGGACAUGCUGAGUCAGCUGAGUGCCUGGAUACACGGAUACAUCAGCAACAGUGACACCCAGACACCCACGUGUAACCCUCGAGCUCACGCCGUCUUCUACUCAGCAUGCCAGGCUCUCUUCUACCUCAUAGCUUUCCGACACAAGGAGAUAGUCCUCAACAGUCCUAAAGGCCUGGUGUUCCUGCAAGGUCUGAACCUGGCGAAGGUGGUGACUUGUCAACUCAACCCACUGAGGGUAUGUUUGCCGGCCGUCACACAGAACUUUGCUUCUGUCGCCCGUCACUACCAGCUGGCCUACUGCUACUCGGUGAUAGAGCACAACCGUCGCAACACUAUUCCGCUAGUCUACCGUGACUCUACCGGAGCUGUGAUUACCACCCAACAAGUUUACCUGGACUCGUUCUUCCCCUUCGACCCCUAUCUACUAACAAGAACAAAGAAGUACAUAAAAGAUUUCUACAGAGAAUAUGAAAACUGGCUGCCAGACGAGGAGAAAGGUGGACAGGUGAGGGGUGGUGAGGGGGAGGAGGAGGAUGACUUCAUCAUGGAACACUCACCGUCCACGAACGCCAUGUUUACGUACGGUAGUUCGCCUGGAUUCUUACAGACUUGAUUGUGAUAUAGGCCUAUUUAUUUGUUAAUUGUUUCAUUAUAAUUGAAAUAAAUCGAAAAGAGAAUUGUUA
Messenger RNA from Homalodisca vitripennis (glassy-winged sharpshooter), 3089 nucleotides. RefSeq lists its product as uncharacterized. Gene Ontology annotation, cellular component: nucleus. Gene Ontology annotation, molecular function: RNA polymerase I core binding; RNA polymerase I general transcription initiation factor activity. Gene Ontology annotation, biological process: transcription initiation at RNA polymerase I promoter. Lineage: Eukaryota; Metazoa; Arthropoda; Insecta; Hemiptera; Cicadellidae. The record is from RefSeq and is a predicted model, not a curated record.